Messenger RNA from Coturnix japonica (Japanese quail), 5642 nucleotides. RefSeq names its product MAU2 sister chromatid cohesion factor (gene MAU2). NCBI's taxonomy places the organism in Eukaryota, Metazoa, Chordata, Aves, Galliformes, Phasianidae. Gene Ontology annotation, molecular function: protein binding. Gene Ontology annotation, biological process: mitotic sister chromatid cohesion. The record is from RefSeq and is a predicted model, not a curated record.
UGUUGUCGCGGCCCUGACUGAGAUGGCGGCGGUGGCGGCGGGCGCGGCGGGCGGAGCGGCCCCUCAGCAGCAGCCGCCCCCACAGCAGCAGCCCCAGCCGGCAGCGGGAGGAGCCGCGGGCUCCGGGGAGGCCGGAGGAGGAGGAGGGGGAGCGGGAGGAGGAGGAGGAGCGGGGGGAGCUGGGCCCGGCCCGGGCUCGGGGUCGGGCGGCGGUGCGGCCGGAGGCGGCGGGGAGUCGUGGUACCUGGCGCUUCUAGGCCUGGCCGAGCACUUCCGAACGUCCAGCCCGCCCAAGGUUCGGCUUUGCGUGCACUGCCUGCAGGCCGUGCUGCCCAGGAAGCCCCCGGCCCGUAUGGAGGCCCGCACUCACCUCCAGCUCGGCUCAGUGCUCUACCACCACACCCGAAACGGGGAGCAGGCCCGGGGGCACCUGGAGAAGGCGUGGCUGAUCUCGCAGCAGAUCCCGCAGUUUGAGGACGUGAAGUUCGAGGCAGCCAGUCUGCUGUCCGAGCUGUACUGCCAGGAGAACUCAGUGGACACAGCGAAGCCUCUGUUACGCAAGGCCAUCCAGAUCUCACAGCAGACUCCAUACUGGCACUGUAGGCUGCUUUUCCAACUUGCACAACUACAUACUCUUGAAAAAGAUUUGGUAUCUGCAUGUGACCUUCUGGGAGUGGGAGCAGAGUAUGCCCGAGUGGUGGGGUCUGAGUAUACCAGAGCACUGUUUCUGCUAAGCAAGGGAAUGCUCCUUCUGAUGGAACGGAAGCUGCAGGAGGUGCACCCUCUCCUUACCCUGUGUGGGCAGAUAGUUGAAAACUGGCAAGGAAACCCCAUCCAGAAGGAGUCGUUGCGUGUGUUCUUCUUAGUCCUGCAGGUCACACAUUACCUGGAUGCUGGGCAGGUGAAGAGUGUGAAGCCGUGUCUGAAGCAGCUUCAGCAGUGCAUUCAGACCAUAUCCACGCUACACGAUGAUGAGAUUCUGCCCAGCAACCCUGCGGAUCUCUUUCACUGGCUGCCUAAGGAACACAUGUGUGUGCUCGUCUACUUGGUGACAGUGAUGCAUUCCAUGCAAGCAGGGUACCUGGAGAAGGCUCAGAAGUACACAGACAAAGCACUCAUGCAGCUAGAGAAGCUAAAAAUGUUGGACUGCAGUCCUAUCUUGUCAUCUUUCCAAGUGAUUUUGUUGGAACACAUUAUCAUGUGUCGACUUGUCACAGGACACAAAGCUACAGCGUUGCAGGAGAUCUCACAAGUCUGCCAGCUCUGCCAGCAGUCUCCCAGGCUGUUUUCUAAUCAUGCUGCCCAGCUGCACACUCUGUUAGGGCUCUACUGCAUUUCUGUUAAUUGCAUGGACAAUGCAGAGCAGUUUACUACAGCACUGAGGCUCACUACACACCAGGAGCUGUGGGCAUUCAUUGUGACAAACUUGGCCAGUGUGUACAUCAGGGAAGGCAACCGGCACCAGGAGCUUUACAGCUUAUUGGAAAGGAUAAAUCCAGACCACAAUUUUCCUGUGAGCUCCCACUGCCUUCGAGCUGCAGCUUUCUAUAUCCGAGGUCUGUUCUCCUUCUUCCAAGGAAGAUACAACGAGGCAAAGAGGUUCUUGCGAGAGACGCUGAAAAUGUCAAAUGCAGAAGAUUUGAAUCGAUUAACAGCGUGUUCCCUCGUGCUCCUGGGUCACAUAUUCUACGUGUUAGGGAAUCACAGGGAAAGUAAUAAUAUGGUAGUGCCAGCCAUGCAGCUUGCAAGCAAGAUCCCGGAUAUGUCUGUGCAGCUGUGGUCUUCAGCUCUGCUGAGAGACCUGAACAAAGCCUGUGGAAAUGCAAUGGAUGCACAUGAGGCAGCACAGAUGCAUCAGAACUUCUCACAGCAGCUCCUCCAGGACCACAUUGAAGCGUGCAGUCUUCCAGAACACAAUUUAAUCACGUGGACAGAUGGACCACCUCCCGUACAGUUCCAGGCACAGAACGGACCCACCACCAGCCUGGCCAGUCUCCUGUGAAACACAAUCAGGACAGUGCGUUUAAUAAGAAUCAAACAAAACAAACAAACAAAAAAAAGCCAAAAAAAAAAGAAAGAAAAAAAGGAGAAAAACUCAUUGCAAAAUCUUUUCUUCAAAGAAAAGGCAGCAAAUUCCUCUUCUAGCGAGGGCCAUGUAGGAAACUGCAUUAAAGACAGCAUACAUUUCAUAGACUUGCAAAGUGAGAAGGGCAUUUUGAGCUACUUUUACAUAAUGUGUGUGAAUAUACAGCUAGAGUGUAUAUACCUACUGGUUUUAAUCUGUUUUCCUCUUACUGAGAAGUAAGGUUUAGUCCAAAGGACGCUCGUUGUUCCUUAAGCUUGAUAGACUUGUCUUUAAAUGUGUCACAGAGUUGAGAGGACUUGCACAGUUUGGAAUACAUACCAGUUGUAUUCCCUGAGUUACAAUGCAUGCCAGUUUGAACGUCUUCUGUGCCCUUCCACUCUUGGGAACAACGGGAUUCAAUCCUGACUGGUUGUAGGGUGCCCUAAAGUUCAACAUUUAGCUUCUGAGGUGAUGUUCUCCUUGUGUGUGUGAGUCACCUUGCAGUGCUGAGGGCGGUGGGAUGUGGGUCGUCAGAUCCUUUGGGGUGAGCAGAGUUGCAGAUCCCACAGUCUGGGGCUGUUGACAGUCAGUGGCACCGCUCUGUCCCCAUGAAGGGUCUCCCUUCUGUGUCCCUGCACUGCUGGUGAUGCAGAAGCACAACUGCAGCUCUGUCCAUCUCUGCUGUUUUGUAGUGAUUUGUACCCGAGGAGGAAAUCCCUUCUCAUUUUGGCCCAGCAUUUAGCAUCCUGCAGCCUCACCAAGGCAAGGCAGUGUUUGUGCCUUAACCAUUUCUACCAACGAUUGCAGUGAGGAUUCAGCUCAGCUCGGUGGUUAAAGCCAAUUCCCCACAGAAGCAAGAGGGUUGCGCUUAGCCAAAAAGUAUUUCUGUGUUAGCCUCCCUGUUUUAUCUCCCUUUUUUGAGCUCUUUGGUCUCCCCGUGCCUCUGCAGCCAUCCUAAGCAGGAUAAGCACGGCCCAAAUUCCUUCUAUAGGAAACAGUGCAGAAGUUGUCAAUGCCAUGAAGCAAUUCCAGGCUGCUGCAGGGUUCCAAGGGUCAAAUAAAGGUAGGUUGGUUUUUUUUUCCUCCUCUCCUGAUAGCUCUAUUUAUCUUCCAGUUGAAAAAGGGGAAAGGAAGCUGUUAGCUGAGUUCCUUUGGUAGGUCUAUGUGGAGAGAGUGUUGGACCCCUUGAGGAAGACUGAACCCUUUAAUGGUCCUCCUUUAGAAAACCCUUCCCUCUGCCCAGCAACAGCAAACACAGACACGUUUUGCAAUUCAAACCCUUUGGUUUUAACCACUGAAUGACAUAAAAGGGGCACAUUCCCAUCCCCCUCAAUUGGGUUUUAUGCUCAUCCUACUGGACGUGCAGGAGCAAUUCAGAUCCUGUUUUCAGGCAGUUAUUUCUGCAGAAGCUGCAUGUUCUUUAGGCCUUUUUAUAUCUCCAGUAGGGAAAACGUGCCCUCAGUAUUGCUGUAAGGAGUGUAUUAUUGGGCUUGCAAGAAAACUGUGAGGUCUGAGAGCUUCAGGGAUAUACCAGACACAGGGAGGGUCUGUGCGGAUGGAAGCUGCUGCUGCUCACUAUGCUGGUGGUUGGGAUGGAGCAUCCCCUGCCCGCCAUCCACCUGAAGCUCAGCUCCUGUGAGGUGUGAGGAAUGGCUGUAGCUGUGCAAGUCAGCACUUACGUGCUUUCACGUUUCCCACAGUCUCAAUGAGAUGAUACAGACUCUUUUGUUUUCACUCUGCCACCCAAUCUGAGGCUGUUGCUUACCCGAUACACGCCCGUGGCAACUGCAAUAAGUGGCUUUAAAAGUCAGCCAGGAAAGUGCUGCUUCUCUAAGGCAAUACUGAAAAAGAAAUAACCCCGACUGUAGAGAGCUGUGGUUUAGGCUGAAGUCAGGAGAAGAUUUUACAGCAGGAAAAGUCCUUUGGUGCAACACAGGAGCUGCAUCUCCUGCCCUCACCCUCCUCGAGGAGCUGCGGCGCUGAGGACUGCGUUGUGGGAGAGCAUUUUGCAGCAGCAAUUUCUGGCUCCUCAUCACACGAACCAAACUGCUCACGGCUCAGAUCCCUGCUGGUGUUCGCAGGAGGGAAUGGAGGCCCGGAUGGAGCGUCCACCUGCUCGGAUCUGAUAUCAGCACACUGGGGUUCUCAGCUGAAGCACUCGCCUGCAAUGCAGUGGCAGGAAGAAGGAUGUGUGUGAGAUCCAAGUGUGUGACACACCAGCUUCAACCUGUGCUUUGCUUCGUGCACAAUGGAACUCAGGUGCAGUGGUUGAGCUGAGGUGCUGCCCCUCAGAGCUGCCCUCGGCCUUUUUCCCCCCAUCACACAGUAUCAAAAGUCGUGUAAAUUUGGAUAUAGCUCGGUGAUUUUCUAUCUCUGAAACUCAACGUGUACAUUUGUUACAAUGUACAGUGCUUUUUAACUACGCUUGUAUAUUAAAUUAUUUAAUAGUUUGGGUUUUUUUUUUUUUUUUGCUUUUCAGUAUCUUUUGUAUGUAGCAGAGAUUAAAACAAGGACCUCAAGACUGAAGUUCUUCCUAAUUUUUUGGAUGUGGAUGUAAAAGCUGAACAGAAAACCAGAAGUUUACAGUCAUUUGCUCAGCCUGACUCCAUUUGAACAAUGUAUUUCUAACCUUUCUUGUCCCAUCAUUUAAUUCUCCAUAGAAACAAACACGAAGUCUUUGAUGAACUUCUAAAAAAAUAAUUAAUAAUAAUAAUAAUUAUUCUUCUAAAGAUGUAAUUUAGGAAACUUGUACAGUUUUUUUUUUGUUUUCAUUCUUUGGUCUUUUUAAACGAGUAGCAAGAACUUUAAAAACACCUAAUCGCUGUUUUGUAGAUAGUGUAAAUCUUAUAUAUGUAUAGAGAAUGCAGUGUGAAGAACAGUGUUUGCCAUUUCCUACAGCAUGGCUAUGGGGAAGGCCCGUGUACGUGUGAAAUCUAAUUCACUUUGGGGAUAGGGAAUGUAAAAACAGAGAGAGAAAACUCCGGUGCCUUUCUCUGUUGUCCCAACACGACACGUGUCAAAGAUGUACACUGCUAAUCGAGCCGGGCCUUCAGCUGUGACGCCGCCUGCAGGCACACGAGGUGCAACACAACAUAUUGCUUCACUGCUUUUGAGUUGUAUUCAAUUUCCACGUCUGCCAGGGAGUCAAAUUAGGAUAGAAAGGGGUUUGGUGGUGUCCCUCCCCUCCCUCUUCCCCUCUGUGUUGUUGGCCUCCAAGCCAUGCAGAGCGAUCCCGAUCCUUUGGGAUGCAGUGGGGACUGAUUGAGGGCGCUGGGUGAAAUAACAUCAGUCUGUGCUCUUCUACUGUCUUGUCUUAGCAACUGUAUUUCAUUGUUUCCUGCAGUGAACCUUUCAAUGUUACGUCAGGUUUGUACAACGUAUUGUUAAGUGUCGGUAGUGCUCCAUUAAGUAGGAUGUGUACCUUCUGCCAGUGCUCCUUUCUGAAGCUGUACAUACAGUAACUCCUGUAAUGAGGUGGAAGCGGGGGGCAGUCGUUUGCUUUUAUUUUGCCUUUUUGUUUCCCUCUCGUUUUCUACAUUAGAAGAAUUUUUAAAUAAAGUUUAAUUUUCUUCUAGCA